This is a messenger RNA of Sphaeroforma arctica JP610, 153 nucleotides long. RefSeq lists its product as hypothetical. Lineage: Eukaryota; Ichthyosporea; Ichthyophonida. The annotation marks the transcript as partial. The transcript has a single exon. The record is from RefSeq and is a predicted model, not a curated record.
AUGGCUGUGCCUGUGAGUGCGUUGAUUAAACAGAGAGACGUGCGUGAUAAGUUUCAGGGAUUGGGUGGCGGUGACGCAGAAACCCCCCCCAACGCAGACGGCAGCGCUUUCGACGACUUCAGGAAAAAGCGGAGUAACAAAUACUUCCAAUCG